CUGUCCCAUUUCCUCCAAGCCACCGGCUCACAGCGAAGGAAGUGUUUGACAAUGAUGGAAAACCCCGAGUGGAUAUCCUAAAGGCACACCUUAUGAAGGAAGGAAGGCUGGAAGAAAGUGUUGCUUUGAGAAUAAUAACAGAGGGUGCUUCGAUUCUGCGCCAGGAAAAAAAUUUGCUGGAUAUAGAUGCCCCAGUUACUGUUUGUGGGGAUAUCCAUGGACAAUUCUUUGACUUGAUGAAGCUGUUUGAAGUGGGAGGUUCUCCUGCCAACACACGAUACCUUUUUCUAGGGGACUAUGUUGACAGAGGAUACUUCAGUAUUGAAUGUGUGCUUUAUUUGUGGGCCUUGAAAAUUCUUUAUCCCAAAACACUGUUUUUACUGCGUGGGAAUCAUGAAUGUAGACAUUUAACAGAGUAUUUCACAUUUAAACAAGAAUGUAAAAUAAAGUAUUCAGAACGUGUGUAUGAUGCCUGCAUGGAUGCCUUCGACUGCCUUCCCUUGGCUGCUCUGAUGAACCAACAGUUUCUAUGUGUGCAUGGUGGCCUGUCUCCUGAGAUCAAUACUUUAGAUGACAUCAGAAAAUUAGAUCGAUUCAAGGAACCACCUGCAUAUGGACCUAUGUGUGACAUCCUCUGGUCAGAUCCACUAGAGGACUUUGGAAAUGAGAAGACUCAGGAACAUUUCACUCACAACACAGUCAGAGGGUGUUCAUACUUCUACAGUUACCCUGCUGUAUGUGACUUCCUACAGCACAAUAACUUAUUAUCUAUACUUCGAGCUCAUGAAGCCCAAGAUGCUGGGUAUCGUAUGUACAGGAAAAGCCAGACAACAGGCUUCCCAUCACUAAUUACAAUUUUUUCAGCACCAAACUAUCUAGAUGUAUACAAUAACAAAG
Molecule: messenger RNA, 897 nt
Organism: Thamnophis sirtalis
Lineage: Eukaryota; Metazoa; Chordata; Lepidosauria; Squamata; Natricidae
Source: RefSeq, a predicted model, not a curated record